Molecule: messenger RNA, 333 nt
Organism: Larimichthys crocea (large yellow croaker)
Lineage: Eukaryota; Metazoa; Chordata; Actinopteri; Sciaenidae
Product: cytochrome b ascorbate-dependent protein 3-like
Exons: 4
Coding region: 1-333 (110 amino acids)
Cellular component (GO): lysosomal membrane
Molecular function (GO): oxidoreductase activity
Source: RefSeq, a predicted model, not a curated record
AUGUUCUGCCUCACCUACGUGCUGUGCCUGUGUUUGCUCUGUCUGCGGUUUGUGACCUCACAGUGGAGAGGUGGAUUCUCCAGGGAGGGUUCAGGUCUGCAGUUCAUCUGGCAUCCCGUCCUGAUGGUGUCUGGACUGCUGGUUCUGUAUGGCAACGUGGUCACCUGGAUGCAGAAGAAGCACAUCUGGAAGCUGCUGGGUCUGUUUGCUGUGUUUGACUUCCACAUACCUGACCUGUACUCUCUGCACAGCUGGGUGGGCAUCUGUACUGUAGUACUGUUUACAUUCCAGGUGCUCCAGUUUCUUGUCACAGUCCCAGACGUGCAGGUCUAA